Linum trigynum is the source of this 855-nucleotide messenger RNA. The record is from the annotation of a GenBank genome assembly. NCBI's taxonomy places the organism in Eukaryota, Viridiplantae, Streptophyta, Magnoliopsida, Malpighiales, Linaceae.
CAUCCAACCAAAACACACAACAAUACACAUAUAGUUUCCCCCAACAAAAGACAUUUCCAAAAUGGCCACCAUCAUUUGGCCUCACCUCUUGAUCAUGUUCACUGUGGCCGCCGCUCUACUCGUCACCAAUGUCGCCGGAGAUCAUCACCUUGAUGGAUACACACCUCCCGCUCCUUAUGCUCACAAAUCAUGGCCGCCUUCUCCACAUUCUUAUUACAAGUCCCCCCCGCCGCCGUCUCCCCACUGGCCGGUGCCGUCGCCGCCUCCACCUUCUGACCCUUGGUCACCACCUCCACCUCCUCCUUCAUGGUCGCCGCCGCCUCCUUCAUGGUCAUCGUAUCCUCCUCCUCCGUACAAAUACAAGUCCCCGCAUCACCCGUCAUGGUCAUCGCCGCCACCGCCUUCUUCUCAUCAUGCUUAUGAGUCUGGCCGUGAUUAUGAAAAAUCUCGACUGUCUCUUCUUGCUCACGACAAUUACUACAAACACAAAUCUCCGCCACCGCCGCCUCACGUCAAGAAGUAUCCUUCUCCGGUCCACAAACCUCACCGCAAGUCUCCUCCGCCACCACGUCACGUCAAGAAGGAUCCUCAUCGCAAAUCUCCUCCGCCACCUUAUCACAAACACAAAUCACCACCAAUGCAUCACUCCCCGCCGCCUCCUUACCAUCAUUAAAGACCGAAAGCGAUCGAUUAAUUUCCAGAUCAAAUAUGAGAUAUCUACAUUCACUUAAGAUAGAGUUAGAUCAAAUAUGUUUGUUUGUUUGUUUGUUGAAGUCUUUAACAUAGAGUUAGAUCGUCCUUAGUGAUGCUCUUUAUCAUGAUUCGAAUGUUGUAGCUCAUUCCCCUUAGUUCUCA